Messenger RNA from Cladocopium goreaui, 4011 nucleotides. The record is from the annotation of a GenBank genome assembly. NCBI's taxonomy places the organism in Eukaryota, Dinophyceae, Suessiales, Symbiodiniaceae.
AUGUUUUUCCCAAUUGAUCCAUCGAACGGUUUGGCGAUUUACGAUCAGGUGGUGCGGCAGAUCAAGUUUGCCGUCGCCGGGGGUGUGUUGCGUUCUGGGGAGUUGGUCCCCUCGGUACGCGAGCUAGCACGCGAGUUGGCCAUCAACCCCAACACCGUGGCUCGGGCGUAUCGACAACUGCAGGACGACGACGUCUUGCGGGCUGUGCGCGGUACGGGGCUGGCCGUGGCCACGGGGGCCGCUGAGAAAUGUCGCCGCGAACGGCUGCGGCUGAUCCGCGAGCGAUUCAAGGUCGUGCUCGAAGAGGCCAAAAGAAGAACCCUGAUGAUGCAACCGGUGAUUAGCUUCGAGAGGGUUACUAAACGGUUUGGCACUCAACUCGCCCUCGACGGGGUGAGCUUGGAGAUUCCCCGUGGUGUGGUGUUCGCCCUGUUGGGAGAAAACGGGGCCGGCAAGACAACCGCCCUGCGGAUUGCCCUGGGGCUGGAAACAUCCGACUCCGGCGAUACUCACGUGCUGCGGCUCGACAGUAAACACAAGGGGCAGGAAAUCCGCCGUCGCGUGGGGUACCUGCCCGAGCGGCCGACGUUGUAUAAAUGGAUGACCGUCGACGAGAUCGGCUGGUUCACUGCUGGGUUUUACGACGCCGAUUAUCUCCCCCGCUAUCGCCAACUCGCUGCUGCGUUCCGCUUGCCGGGCGAUCGCAAGAUCAAGGCCUUGUCCAAAGGCAUGCGGGCCAAAGUCGCCUUGUCGCUGGUGAUGGCCGACGAGCCGGAGCUGAUGAUUCUCGACGAGCCGACCUCGGGGCUCGACACGCUGGUGCGUCGCGAGUUCCUGCAGAGUAUGGUCGACGUGGCCGCCACCGGGCGGACCGUCGUGCUUUCCAGUCAUCAAAUUGGCGAAGUCGAACGGGUGGCCGACCAUGUGGCCAUUCUCCACGCCGGUCGGUUGGUUGUGGUCGAACGCUUGGACGACCUCAAGGCCCAAACCAGGCAGCUCCGUCUCGCCAUGCACGAGGCCACUCCCCUGCCCGAGUUCGAGGGUGAGAUUCUCACGGCCCAGCGUCGUGGCCGGCAGUGGCAGGUGGUGGUGCGCAAUCUUCCGGAAGAUGAGUUGCAUCGCCUCCAUGAUAGCGACCUGGUUUAUGAAGCGGAGUUGCGGCCCCUCUCGCUGGAGGAAAUCUUCGUGGCUUACCUGCAGCGUGAAGAAACCAGACCCCCGGAGUACCGCGUGCUGCGAUCAGUCUGGCUCUCGAUGCUGGUCAUCGCCGUUUCGAUGCAACUGCUGGUGCUGGUGUCGUUCGCGUUGUCUCAGAACUCGAAUCCGGAUCUCAGCGAAUUGCCUGACUGGCUGUUUGGAAUCGCGCUGACGAUGAGCGCGAUGUACGCCCUGGGCUGUACGGCGGCGCUGUUCUCAGCAGAGCGAGAGGAAGGCACCCAUGAGUUUUUGAUGCUGCGGGCACCAUCGCCUCGCGCGGUGAUCGCGGGGAAAGCUGCCUUCGGUAUGCUGACGGUCGUUGGACUGGUGGUGCUACUGUGGAGUGUCGCAUGGCUAUUUUCCGGCCGGCAAUUUCCUGAUCCAAAGAUGCAGCGCGAUCUGUGGGGCACGAUGGGAUUGGCGAUCUUAGAGCUGUUUGCCUGGGGCACCCUGUUCUCGCUGUUGCUGAAACAUCCCCUACGUGCUGCAAUCCUGGCUGUGGCGACGUCUUCAGUAGUCAUGCAAUUCUUGCCCCGCAUUUAUCCCGGACCGGGAGAACCACAUUGGCUGCUGAGUCCUUACAUGGGUGCGCUCCCCGCCCGCGUGGUGGUACUGGGACUGCUUGUCGCGAUCGAUGUCUGGUUUGCUGGUCGAUGGUUCCAGCGGCCGUGGCAGUGGAAGCGUGAAACAACGCAAGUGCCAACGCUUGAUUCCGUGGCGAGUGAUCGCGUGGUCGGUAAAUCUCGUUCACUCAACCGAGCGACCAGGCUCGGCCGUCUCGUCUGGCAGCAGUGGCGGCAUACAGCGGUUACCACGGCUAUGGUCUUUGGAGGGAUGUUGCUUAUUAUCGCGCUGAUUGCUAUCGAUUGGGAAAUCGACCUAAGCGUGCUCCUUCCCGUCGCGGUUGUGGUCUCGGCAUUGAUUGGGGUGUGCACUUUCUUGGCGGACAAACAGGAGUUGAGUUUUCGUUUCUUCGUUUCGCAUGCUGCUUCUCCCAGCGAUGUCUGGCUGAGCCGAGUUGGGGUGGGGCUCAUAGUAUUGAUCCUCGCCACGAUCUUCUUCUCGAUCGUCGUGGCGGGACUGGCGGGAUCGGGGCAGCCCGCCUUUCUGGUCAAUCACCCUUUGAACCGGAUGCAACAACUGCCGUACCUGCUCAGUAUUCCCAUGCUGGCUUACUGUGCCGGGCAACUGUGCUCGCUGUUAUUCCGCGGCGGAUUGUUGGCGGCCUUCUUCGGACUUUUCCUCGCCGGCCUGCUCGUCGGGUGGGACUUUCUCAUGCUGGUAAUCGCUACUCCCUGGUGGUGGUCGGUGGCACCGUUGAUUGCCGCCCUGCUAUUGGCCACCUGGCUGCGGAUGCCCGCGUGGUUGCUGGAACGCGGAGGCUGGCGACCUUGGCUACCGGUUGCCCUGGUACUUGUGGUGCCCACGAUUGCCAUUCUCGUCGCGGUGCCUUUCUUCCGUGUGUACGAGAUACCCCUGCAAGAUCCUGGCUUUUCCGUGGCAGAGUUCACAAAGCCGCUCUCCGCCGAAGAGAAACAGACGGCCGACAUGUAUCGCCGGGCUUGGGAAUUGAUCGAGCCCGUGGAGUUGAUACAGCCGAAGAAGGGGUCGGAGGAAUCGGAAGAAAACGAGGAUCAACAAGCGAAGCUUUGGCAUCCGCCGGAACUGAGUGAGAAGCAAGUUCGCUGGGUCGAGAAGAAUUCAGACGCGAUUGAAUUGGCCCUACAAGCCAGUGCCCGUGGACCGUGCGUGCUUGAUGACCCUACCCACGGCCCUUUUUACUCAAUCAACUUCUACCAUGCCUACGAACUGGCACGCCUCUUGGGGGCAAGUGCCCAGGUGCUUCAAUCGGAAGGCAAAUUAGAAGAAGCGUUCGAUCGCUAUCGAGUGAUACUGCGUUUGGCGAACGAUCUACGCCGUCGCGGGUCUGUGUUUGGAUGGGGCGACUAUUACCAUGUGGAUUCAGUCGCUGACAACUACCUACCAACUUGGGCAGCCUCUCAGGGCCAAACUCCCGAACGCAUUCGCGAGGCCAUUGCAGAAUUGCAGCAAAUCACCCAGGACUCACCAGUGCUGACGGACUUUGUCAAAUCAAAGUAUGUGCGGGUGCGGCGCCUCCUCUCAGGCGACGUCGAGUCGCUUGCAAACUUGGAUUUACUGGACUCGAUGGAAAGCAACUUGAUUUGGUAUCACUAUUUUGGCCCUUGGGAGAUCACACGGGCUAGAAGACUGCUGAAUGUCAUCACCGAGAUGGACCUCUAUCGGGCAAGUGUGGUGCAAGACGCUGGAGAAGAAGGGUUUCCUCUUCUCUCGAACGAUGCGAAUUGGUUUUGGGAAGAUAAAGUUCCGUGGUCGCACUCUACAUUGCUCUUGAGUCGAUAUUCCGAAGACUUACGGGACGUCGCCCUGAUGUCAGGUCGAGGGAAAGCAAGACGCCGCGCAACGAUCUUAUUAAUAGCAUUAGCCGCAUGGCACGAUGAACAUGGCCAACUACCAAGGUCCCUCAAGGAACUUGUCGGCCCCUAUUUUGAGCAAUUGCCCGUCGAUCCAUAUACAGGGAUGCCCUUCCACUACCGACCCGAAGGCUUUCCCACCCCGAUCCGUUUUGGAUCUCCACGCGAACCCAUUCCCGCCGGGUGGCCUCUAAUCUGGAGUGUCGGAAGCCUUGAUGCGCAAGUCGUUCUCGCCAGUACGAAUGGCCUUGACGUUUACGUGGUCCAAAGCAUCAGCACCGGGAGCCUCCGCCACGCAACUGAGAACUACAACGUAGGCCAGGCUUUCCCCCUACCCGAAUUGAGCCAAGCGAAACCAUGA